AUGACAGGUUCAAGUGGAUUCGUAUUUGUCUUCUAUAUUUUAACUGCAUUAUAUGGAUUCAUGUUUGGUUAUCAUUUCGGUAUAUCAGGCUUUCUCGCCUUUGCAUUCUUUUUCCCACAUGGUGAAUUAACUGGUAUUGCAAACUAUGGUUGGGCGCUAAUUGUCAGCCGCGUGUUAUUUGGUUUAGGAAUUGGAUGUACUCAUCAGUCUCUAUCAAUGUAUAUAUCCGAGGUUGCUCCAUGUCAACAUAAAAGAGUUCUUAAUAUGAUGUUUCAAUUGUUAAUUACUAUUGGCAUCUUUUCUGCGAAUUUCAUCAACUACAUUGUUGCGAAAAAGGAGAAGGGAGAAGCGUGGCGUAAUAGUUUACGCUUUGAAAUUUUUCCUGCUAUUUAUCUUUUAUGCACAAUUUGUCUUCCAGAAUCACCAAAUUAUUUUAUUGAACGUGGUCUUCAUGAGGAGGCUAAGAGGGAACUUAUUGAGAUUCGAAGAACUACAUAUGUAGAGGAGGAGUUUAACAAUCUUGUGGCAGCAAAUGAAUGCUCCAGAGAAAUGAAAAACCCUUGGAUCUCUUUAUUAAAGAGACAGUACAGACCCCAACUCACAUUUGCCAUAAUCAUUCCCUUGUUUCAACAACUCACUGGCAUAAAUGUGAUUAUAUUGUAUGCUCCUAUUUUGUUCAAGACCAUUGGUUUUGGAGCCCAUGCUUCUCUCAUGUAUACCAUGAUAAUUGGAGGUUGCAACGUAAUUGCCACUCUUGUCUCCAUAUUCACCGUUAACAAGUUCGGUAGACGAACUCUUUUCUUAGAAGGAGGAAUACAAAUGUUUAUUUGCCAGGUAACCUAUUUUCUUAACACUCUUUUAGUGUUAUUUUACUAGUAUAAUGUGAUUAAAUUGUUUGUUGUUUUGAUUUGGCUUUGCGUAGAUCCUGAUAUCCGUAGCAAUUGCAUGUAAAUUCGGACUUGAUGGAAACAUAGGAAUGUUGCCAAAGUGGUAUGCUAUUGUGGUUGUGUGUGGCAUAUGUGUGUACGUGGCAGGAUUUGCAUGGUCUUGGGGUCCUCUAGGAUGGUUGGUUCCAAGUGAGAUUUUUCCAUUUGAAGUGCGUUCGGCUACACAAAGCAUCAAUGUCUUUGUGAAUAUGAUAUCCACCUUUGUCAUUGCGCAAAUUUUCACUACCAUGCUUUGUCUCAUGAAGUUUGGAUUGUUCAUUUUCUUUGCAUGUUUGCUCAUUUUGAUGAAUACAUUCAUUUACAAACUUCUACCAGAGACCAAGGACAUUUCCAUUGAAGAAAUGCAUGUUAUAUGGCAGAAUCAUCCUUAUUGGAAGAAGUUUGUUAAAUCAAUUGAUGUCACUAUUAGUGAUGA
This is a messenger RNA of Vigna umbellata (rice bean), 1362 nucleotides long. The record is from RefSeq and is a predicted model, not a curated record. NCBI's taxonomy places the organism in Eukaryota, Viridiplantae, Streptophyta, Magnoliopsida, Fabales, Fabaceae.